UGUCCAGCGAGCUCAGGAAGUUGAGGUAGAAACAGAGGGGAGGGCUGACGCAGUGAAACAUUUUCCCUCUGCGUUUCAGUUUUUCCUAAUUCAGUCCUGCUCCUCAUCAAGAGGGAGAAAAAGGGGGGGGGGCAGAGAAGAGGUGGGGUUUCUGAUGGAGCAGAGAGGGUGACAGAGAGGAGUCGAACACUGAAUCUGUGGAAAUAUAAUGGAAGGCAGCAUUGUUUCCCAAGACACUGGCCACACAAGCCCUCUGACAGGAACGCUCAAUACUGCAUCCAUCCCCUCAUCUUCUCCCCUGUCUCCACCCUCCCUGCCAUCGAACCUUCCAGCCCGCCCAUGUCGACCCAAACCACUGCCUCCUGCAGCCAAGUCCACCCAGCUCCCCUCUCGACCUCCUCUACCUCCAUCCACUCCUCCCUCCCUCCCUCCACCUCUCCCACCUGUCUCCAAACCUCCUCCCCCUCCCUCCUCCAAUCCUCCUCCUCCCUAUGUUGCUCCCUCCCUCUCCUCCAACCACCCUCCCCCAUCUCUCCCGUCUCCUCUCUCCCCUACUCCAGUCUCUCGUUCUCCCCCUCUAUCCCUCCAGUCGACUGUGUCCUCUGAUCUUACCCCCCAUCCUACACCUUGUUCUCCUCAAUUAUCUCCAAUUAUCUUAUCCUCCUUCUCACCACCCCCUGUCAUCCCAUCAGUCUCUCCAACUCCUCCAUUGCUGAGUCUUUUAGAUCGGCUGGUUGAGAGCACCACGGUAUGGCAGCCCAAUGGACUCAGCCAAGAUCAAAUCACUAAUAUAAUGGAGAAAGAGGCAGCUGGGGCCUUCCUGGUUCACAGCACAGAGGACAAGAGCAUAACGCUGUCAGUACGCCUGCCUAAUGACCAGGGGGCGAUGCUCGUACACAAUCUGAUGGUCAAACGACACAAAACAUUUCUCCACUUAGAUGGCUCCUCUCUGCUUUUUGAUGACAUCCUCAAAUUGAUCUCCUUCUAUUGUGCCAGCAGGGACAUCCUGACCAUCCAACUGAGGUUACCCCGGGCCAUUACCACGGCAACUAAGAGAGAGGAGCUGGAGGUCAUCUCUGCUAUGGGUGCAGAUUUCUGGACGUCCAAACUGAACCAGCAGACAAACAACCAGGACCUGGUUUUGGAUCAGAACAGUCUGUAUUUGUAUGUCAACCCGGUCACUGUAGAAGAGAGCCCCAAGAAAGACCUGACCCACUCCUUUAUCUCCAAACUUGACAUCAUCACAAAUCAAAACAUCUCCUCCUCCCUGCAGAAUGGAGAAGCCCCCACAGAAGGAUGGCCAAAAAUGACCAUGCCCAACCAGGAGAUUAAAUACAAACGCCCCCCACCCAGACCACCCAGCCUGGGCUCAGGGUCUGUGAUGGGCCUCCUCUUCUCCUCUCCCCCCUCUCCCCACCCUUUGUCUUCUGUAACUUCAGCAGCUGUGAGAAAAGAGGAAGGAAGGGGAGGAGGUGGGGAGCAAGAAGAGAGGAAGUCAAUGUCAACAUCACCUUCUCCGUCGAGGCCUCCUGUCCCCCUGCACAGCCGAGUCGCUCCUCCAUUGCUUCCUGCUCCUCUCCGUCGCACCUCCUCCAGGAAAAGCACUGACCGAGAGGUAGGAGAGGGGAAAGAGAGAGAGAAGGGACAAAAUCCUGCAAGGAAAGCUGAGAAAAAGGGGGGAGGAGACAGAGGAGAAGAGAAAUCAGGAAGUAAACCAGGUCUGCUGGGUGAAGGGGUUGAAAAAGAGAACAGUAAUCAAAAUCAAGAGGAGGAGGUUAAAAAGGACAGAGAAAAGAGAGAGAAAGAGAAUGAGAAGGAGGAAAAAGAGAUGAAAAUGGAUAAAGAGGACAAACAAAAAUCUGGUUCCCAGUGUCCAUCAAUAGUGAAGAAACCGUCCCGUCCCGUCCCUCCACCGAGGAGGAAAAUGUGUUCCCCAGAUGCACCUGUGAGCCCCAACCAGGCUGGAGGAGGGUUAGCAAAUCAAAGUGCUGGGAUGAGAGUCCCCCUUCCCUUACCAGCGCAGAGGCCAGAUGUCUCACUGUAUUCACCACAAGGAGGCGCUGUGGUGGUAACCGACCCUGAUUCCUGCUCUACCAGCAGCACAGAAGAAGAGGGAGAGCUUAACCAGGAACAGGAGCAAACCCAGAAUCGUCCUACAGAGAGCCCUAGUCCGAAGGCAGCGAUUAGGAGAACCCCCACCACCAUAAUGUUGGACCGAGCCCGCUACCGCCUGUCUAGCGUCAUCACCGGCCUCAUCAGCCAUGACCGCCGCCUCACACAGCGCAUAGUAGUGAUGGCCAGGGACCCUUUGAGCUACUUUGGCAACCUGGUCAAAGAGCACCGUGCCUUCACCUUGGAGACCAUGUCAAAUCACUCCUCUUCCACGGAGCUGUUACAGGAGAUCAGACAGAUGAUGACUCAGCUGAAGAGUUACCUCCUGCAGAGUGCAGAGCUGCAAGCCAUGUUGGAGCCACAGCAUCAGUAUGUACAAGACAAACUAGAGAACAUUGUAGAAGCUGCCCUGUGUAAGAGUGUGCUGAAGCCACUAAGGGAGCCAAUUUACCAGUGUCUGGAGAAACUACAGAACAACAACAACGGCCUGAAACAACUAACACAGAACCAGUCUGUUGUCAUAGGAAGCACCACCACAGCAUUAGGAGUAACCACUGCUGUGCCCGAGGCCUCUGCUAUGGAGAAGAUCAGCAUCAAACUGAACAACCUCCAUCUGGAGUAUUCUCCUCAGAAAAAGAUUGAGCUUCUGCUGAAGGCUUGCAAGAUCAUCUAUGACUCCAUGUCUGUCAGCAGUCCAGGGCGGGCCCAUGGUGCUGAUGACUUCCUGCCUGUAAUGAUGUACGUCCUGGCUAGAUCCAAUCUGUCCGCCCUGCAGCUGGAUGUUGAAUACAUGAUGGAGUUGAUGGACCCAUCUCUAACAAUAGGAGAAGGUUCCUAUUAUCUGACGACCACCUAUGGGGCUCUGGAGCACAUUAAGACUUUUGACCAGCAGAGAUCAGCAACACGGCAGCUCAGCAGAGAGGUUCAGGACUCCAUCCACCGCUGGGAGAGACGACGCACACUCAACCAGGAGCGCAUGGCUCAAGGAUCUGUUCGGGACUUUCUGACAGUGUGUUGUCCUGAGAUCGGAACCAACCCAAGGACUCUGGGUGUCCUCCCCACCACGAACAUCGAGCAGCUGACUGAGCAGUGUGGAGCACGCUUUGAACAAGACUCAUACACACUCAGUGUGUAUAUGGAGGGUGUUCAGCGGCCCCUGGCCUCGACUGAGCUGGCCCUCAGUGUAAAGAACAGCUGCCAACCCGGAGCCUACUGCUUUGUCUAUCACCCUGUCAACCAACCCAGCAAACAGCCCGGCCAAAGCUGCCCCAGUGACUUGCCCCCAGCUCCACCUGCAGAUAGCUUCUUUGCUGCUGACCAAAUCACAGUGGAGCCAGAGGCGGUAGAGGAGAGUCUGAUUAGCUUGUAACUGAUCCUGCAACACAGUGGAAUCUGCUGUAUCACCAUGGCAACUAUCAACAAAAUGAACCAGAAAUAUUAAUCUAAUUCUGAUUUAAAUGUAAGGAUUUUUGCAUGCAAGAUAUCUCAAAGGACUUGGAGUGUGACGAAAACAGAUACGGUAUGACUCCGUUCCUAUGAAGUAAUAAGGGGCUGACUGGUCUGAUGCUGCAUACACUCCCAAAGACAGCAGUGGCCACGUAAAAUGAGAAAACUAACAGAUAAAGACAGAUUUUGUGCCUCAACAAGGGGUCUGGAACCCCAGGGACUGCAGGAGGAUAUGGCUUUAUAGAAGAUCAAAUCCAUUCUACAAUGCACAUACAUGAACAUGUAUAUACUGUUUAUACAUUAUGAUACUGAUUCUACUCUAUCUGAUGCUCAACACAUCUGCUUCGAAAAGAGGUAGAUUAAAGUAAAGUACGGAUUAUUUAGGAUUACUAGGUUCAGGAUUAUAUUAACAGGAUAAAUCUGUAAUUUCUCUUAAAAACAAGUCUAAAGUAUCUAGAUUAAUGUUACUUGGUGAUAACUAGCUCCAAAAACACUUGUGUAAAGGGAAAAAUGUGACAUUUUCCAUAAAUCAGAGUAAAUAGAAGUUAUAUUGACCAAUACCAAUACAAGUUUCCUUCCAUGAUUCUCUAUAAACUGAUAUUGACUGUACUGUAAAUAAACUGGAUUUGAGUUUCCAAA
Messenger RNA from Scophthalmus maximus (turbot), 4197 nucleotides. It is a transcript of the gene rin3, whose product is annotated as Ras and Rab interactor 3. Gene Ontology annotation, molecular function: guanyl-nucleotide exchange factor activity; small GTPase binding. The record is from RefSeq and is a predicted model, not a curated record. The coding region runs from base 209 to 3481 and encodes 1090 amino acids. Gene Ontology annotation, biological process: vesicle-mediated transport. NCBI's taxonomy places the organism in Eukaryota, Metazoa, Chordata, Actinopteri, Pleuronectiformes, Scophthalmidae. The transcript has 14 exons. Gene Ontology annotation, cellular component: endocytic vesicle; cytosol.